AUGGCCGCCGAGUUCCGGCCGCUGGUGGCGCCGCUCGACGAGCCCCCCGCCGGCGACGACGCCAGCCUGACGGUGCGGGCCGUCCGGGCCGUCCUGGCCCACCGGCACAAGGUGUUCGCCGCCGCCGCCGCGCAGCUGCUCGUGUCGACCCUCUUCCCCGGCCGCUUCGCCGUGGUCCCCAUCGCCACGCUGGCCGGCCUCGUCGCCACCGCCGAGCUGGUCCACCUGCUGACGCCGGCGCCCCCGAAGCCCCCGCCCCAGCUGCGCGCCGUGGUCCCCGGCCGCGCGACGCCCCAGCUGCCCCGGGCGGACGGCUCCUUCCCCGCGCCCCCCGCCUCGCCCGGCCAGCCCGUCGUGCUGUUCCUCCUCGGCGUGCAGUUCAACCACCCCCGCGGACGGGCCGGCCCGCACGCGCGCGCCCUGGCCCUCCGCUUCCGCCGCCUCAACGCCAGCCUGCACGAGCGGCGCGCCGAGCUCGGCCUGCUCGGCUGCUCCGAGUGGGCGGGCGGCGGCGGCGGCGGCGGCGGCGGCGGCGGCACGCUCCUCUUUGCCUACUACUUCCGCGACGUGGAGAGCGUGCACCGCUUCGCGCACGGCGAGGCGCACCGCGAGGCGUGGGAGUGGUACGCCGGCGCGGGGGCGGAGCACAUGGGCAUCUUUCACGAGACGUACGCGGUGCCGGCGCACGCGUGGGAGGCCGUCUACGUCAACUGCCGGCCCGAGCUGCUGGGCGCGGGGGUGGUCAGGUGCGACGGGGUUCCGGAGGGCCAAGGGGGGGGGUGGCGCAACACGCUGGUCAGCGCGGACCAUCCGGCGCUGAGGAGCCAGUGGCGGCGGAUGAACCGGGAUGCCGGGGGGGUCCCGAGGGGGUAG
Ustilaginoidea virens is the source of this 873-nucleotide messenger RNA. RefSeq lists its product as uncharacterized. Lineage: Eukaryota; Fungi; Ascomycota; Sordariomycetes; Hypocreales; Clavicipitaceae. The transcript is spliced from 2 exons. The record is from RefSeq and is a predicted model, not a curated record. The coding region runs from base 1 to 873 and encodes 290 amino acids.